This is a messenger RNA of Cadophora gregata, 3039 nucleotides long. It is a transcript of the gene NUT1, whose product is annotated as mediator complex subunit. The transcript has 4 exons. Gene Ontology annotation, molecular function: transcription coregulator activity. NCBI's taxonomy places the organism in Eukaryota, Fungi, Ascomycota, Leotiomycetes, Helotiales, Ploettnerulaceae. The record is from RefSeq and is a predicted model, not a curated record. The coding region runs from base 1 to 3039 and encodes 1012 amino acids. Gene Ontology annotation, cellular component: mediator complex. Gene Ontology annotation, biological process: regulation of transcription by RNA polymerase II.
AUGUCUGCCAGUUUGCCCGCCUGGCAAACUUUCCUCGCUCGCUGUAUUGAGUCGCGACUCGACCCCGAACCCUUCACAACCUACCUCACAAUCCUCGACACCCAAGAACCCCUUCCUCCACCUCGAAUCGUCGACUUGUUCCUUGCUCCACGAGAAGAGGGUAGUUAUGCCCUCGAUCCUCUGGUCAUCCAGUACAUUCAGGUUCUCUUGAGCUCGAGAAAGGUCAACGUGCCAACUGUUUUGAGGGGACUAUGGAGGGUUUCCAGCUUCAGAACCCAGAUAGAUGGCGACGCAGAGGGAAAAGAGAGUGGAAAUGGUGAAGUGGGCAAGCAAAAAGCUGGGAAGAGGUGGAAGAAUUCAUAUACCACCGAGGAGACGCUCUUUUAUCGCAUCACGAAAUAUAUAUCCUCUGGAACCGCUCCUCGAGACCUACAAGAGGCAGUGGAAUUGAUUACUGUUUGUAUACAAUGGAUGGAGACUGUGGUAUCUGCGAGCCGUGUAGGACAUGAAAUGCUGAGUCUAGCACCAACACAUACAGCUGAGAUGGCAGCUCAACACAUGGCAUUGGGCACUUUAGUGAUUGCAGUGGUGGAAAAUGCGAAAGUCGUUCAUGCCUUGGGUACUAGAGCGGUUCCGAAAACAACCAGGAAACACUUGGGGAAGUCUCUGGAAGGCUUUGUACCACUACUAUUACAAUGUAGUCCUCAAGGUGCUGCGAGAUUAGAGGUGUUCCGAACAGAAACCCUGGUUAGCCUGGAACCAAUAGAGACCAAGGAACCGAUGGCUGCAGCAGACAAGGAGAUUGAGGAGAUUCUCGAGGAUGGGUUACAAUUGGGCGUGGAUAGCAUGGUUGUGGAGGAACUCCCAGUGAUGAAUACCAGGGCUGGAUUAUAUGUUUAUUUCAAUUCCUUGCUCGUUGCAAGACCAUUAAUUGACGACAGUACCAUUUUUGCAUAUUUACACAAUAGAUACCAGGGCGACAUUCGCUCAACCAUGGUAGACAUCAUAGUUGCCGCAUUUGACAUUCUUGCGAAUGCUCAAUCUCGGAAUGAGCGCACACAAUCAACCACUGUUCUUGUAUCAUUUCUCAUCAACAAGAUACCUCUUUUACUGUCGACUCUCUCAUCAUCUCUGUUCCCACCUCUCACAGCGGAAUACUGCAUUACCGAGGCUCUUAGGCAGGUCGACAUCAAUCUUUUCCCUACAUUAUCAAACAUGUUCGAUGACCCGAGCGGUAACAUGUUUCCGGACUCCGUCCGUGCUGAUUUCUGCUUCGCUUGUUGUCUCCAUGGAUUGGUAGAGGAGGCAAACAUUCUAGACGUCCUUGGAGAAGAUCCGCUACAAAGUUUACCCGCCGAAGGACGUUACUCCAAGGAUGACUUAGUUCAGCAAUGCUUGUCAGAUCCCGAGCAAGCUGAACGUCUGAUCGAUGAUUUGCAGAAGAUGAAUGGCAAUGGCGGUGCAGUCAGUCAAGCCAUUACGGAGGUCAUCGCGCGAUUGUGUAGCAACAAAGAGACAAUGUCUCUGAAGGGUUUAUGCAGUAAGCUCGUCAAGAUACCUUCAUCACUUGAUGUGAUGCUAUUGUUCGACAAGCCAACAUCAUUUCUCCAACCUAUUUGUGACUUACUUGACAAUUGGCAUUACGAUGAGGAUCAAGGAGAGUACCAGCCAGUUUAUGAAGAGUUCGGUUCCAUCCUCCUCCUAGUAUUAUCCUACGCCAAUCGGUAUAAUUUAUCACCAGUCGACCUUGGGAUUCGGAAUCCAGACUCAUUUGUAGCGAAACUUUUGAACCAAGGCCAUCUCAGCAAGAAGAUGGAACAGCUAUCCGAACAGGAGCAGACUCACCUCGAUGGCUGGAUCAAGGGUCUGUUCGAUAACGAGAGUGGUGGACUUGGCGAUGAACUCAUGUCUUCAUGUCCACCACAAGACUUUUACCUUUUGGUGCCAACAUUAUUUCAUGAGAUCGUCCUAGGAUGCUCGACCAAGAAUCUCUCCGAAGAUGCCUUGAAAGGGGGUCUCGAGUACCUGGUCGAUACUUUCCUGCUUCCAUCACUGGUUCCUGGUAUUACCUGGCUUGCUUGCCAUCUCUGGGAAUCUCGCGGCGAUGGCAAUGCUGUGCUUCAGAUAUUAUCUGCUCUCAUCACAAGCCCAACAUCAAUAUCAAACAAUACUGAAGCUUCCCAAAUGCUCAACUCGAUUCUGAAUAUCGUCGCAAAGAAUCUCGAACAUAGUCUUCGUUGGCUUCAACGAGCAGAACCAUCAAGGCAAGACAUCGAACCACUUCUCAAAGCCCUACGUGGUAACUUGGGUUGGGAAAGAAGAGGUGCAGCGGGCCAUACAGAACUAGAAUCAUGGACAGCUACACCAAAUGGCGGCCUAGUUGUCGCCGUGAAGUCGACCAUCACCCAUCUCGUGCAAUGGGGUCUCAAUCCAACCCUCAACAGUAAUCCUGCCAACUACACACACCGACAAAUUCUCGUUGCCAUCAAGAUGUUGACUGCGAAACGAGUUCUCGGUGCGAUCAUCGACGAGGUGAAAGCACAAACAACAGCAGGAAAUGGAAGUGUUGCACUUGAUGUAGCAUGUGCCCUCAUCUGCGCGCCAGAUGCUGGCAGCUGGAAUUCUGGUAUUCAGACAGAUAUCAUGGGCGCCGCGACCAUCACACUUCAAGAACGUCGCAUGACUCUGCGCGAGGCUUUGAAAAUGGAAGCAGACAAUGCUCCCAAGCUCCACAAGACUGAUCCUUUCCAUGCAGAGACCAUUGUUCGUCUCUACCGAAAGGUCGAAGCACAAUUAAACAUGCCGCAGCAGACUAUGCUACAGCACGAUGCUCUUGGCGAUCUCAACAGCGCGAUCGAAGCUGUUGGUAUGGACGCUCUUGCAGCUGACGCGCUGCAUGGCGAUGGUCUCGGAGAUGGCACGGAUCUGGGACUUGGAGAUCCUCAUGCAGACUUGAUGCAGGGUCUUAUGGGGGCUGGGGCGGACGAUCUUUUGGGAUUCAGUAGUGGUGGAGAUUUGGGAGAUGGUUUGGGAUUCUGA